Saccostrea cuccullata (small rock oyster) is the source of this 1982-nucleotide messenger RNA. RefSeq lists its product as uncharacterized. The record is from RefSeq and is a predicted model, not a curated record. Lineage: Eukaryota; Metazoa; Mollusca; Bivalvia; Ostreida; Ostreidae. The transcript is spliced from 2 exons. Gene Ontology annotation, molecular function: zinc ion binding. The coding region runs from base 47 to 1708 and encodes 553 amino acids.
UCUGUCAAAAUGGAGGGCUUGUCGUAAACAGGUUUGUGAUGUAAAGAUGACAUCCUCAAUUUUAAGACAAGGACAACACUACCUGGAAUGCGAUAUUUGUAAAAGUCCUGUAAACUUCAAAUGCAAAAGAUGUGCUGUUAAAUUAUGCAGUACAUGUGUGGGACCUCACAUGCUUACCAAACCUAAAAAUGGUCACGAUGUAACAGAAUAUCAUGAAGAAAACAGACCAGAUGUUGGAGAAUGCCUGUCACAUCCCCAGCAACAGUUUAGCGCUUUCUGCGAAACAUGCGAUAUUCCUAUUUGUGUCUUAUGUGUAUCAAUCAAACACAAGACACAUAAUAUAUGCGAGUUAUCCGAGAAAGUUGACACAUUAUCAGAUAUUAUCGCGAAGGAAAAUGAAAGACUGCACUCGAUGCGCUCAGAAUUUGAGAAAAUUUUCGAUCACAUAAGUAAAAGAACAGCAGCCCUUCCACAUAUUUACAAACAGUCAAAAGAUAACAUUUCAUCCCAUGCUAGAGAGCGGCAUCAGCAGAUUGAUAAAGCAGAGAAGGCAUUGCAUAGUGAUCUAGAUGAAUUACAAGAAAAGCAUGCAGAAGUUUUGUUGAAGCAGAAAAAAGAUUUCGGAGAAAUACUGAAGAAAUUGAAAAACCUGAAACAAACAGUCUUCAGCCUGGCCAAAUCCAAAGACGUCUCCGGUUUAAUGGAAUUAAAGCAUGAACUUGAAAAUCUACAGGUGCCAACCUUUAUAGAAGAAACACGCCCCGCAUUUUUUCAAUCCUUGAAGUUUAAUGAGAGCUAUACAACAUCUUACUUCGGUUACAUAGAGACACUAGAAUCACACAAACUGCCUAUUGACGAUCUAAAGCAACAAGAUCAAACCUAUUCAUCACGCCAAGCUCUAGAUGUACCUACAGUUCUGUCCUCCUUUGAUACAGAGUUCCCAGCUAGCAAGAUAAACAAUCGGCUGUAUGACAUGGUUCCCCUCGGUGAUAACAGAGUAUGGACAGGAGGAGAAAGUCUUAAGCUCAAGCUGUUUGAUCUCCAGGGACGUCUACACGAUACUGUCACCAUCACGUAUGGCGGUAUGUAUCUAACCCUUCAUGAUGGACACGUGGUGUACUCUGAUAUAACGAACAAGACUUUGAAGAAGGUUAUAAACGGUAAAGUAGAUACAUUGUUCAGUACCGGGGAGUGGAAACCUUUCGGUAUCACCUGUACCGCGGCACGUGACUUCCUGGUCUGUCUCCGGACAACAGAUCAAACAGCGUCCAAGGUCGUAAGAUACAGCAGUUCCGGUGAUGUGCUACAGGAAAUCCAGUACGACUCCGAGUACCAGCCUCUGUUUGGAAAAACAAACUACGUGGUGGAGAAUGGAAACGGCGACAUUUGUGUAGCUGAUUACGAUAAAAAAGUCAUGAUAGUCGUUGACAAGUUCGGGAUUUUUAGGUUCUCCUACACAGGGAAUAAAGAAUCAAAAGAGGAAUUCCAAGCAACCUCCUUGACAACAGACAGCAUGCAUCACAUCAUCAUCACGGACUUUCUCCACAACAAGAUUCACAUGCUGGACAGGGACGGCCGAUUCCUGAGGUACAUCAUUCCUGAUCAGGGGAUACGGGAUCCACGGGCCGUGUGUGUCGUUAGGGAGGGGGAGUUAAUGGUGGGGGAGUGCAAAACGGGAAUGAUAAAAAGAAUACAGUACCUAAAAUAAGGAGGGGUCUUAUGAUAAUAUUUCUAAUUCCAAUGUCAUACAUAUAUUUCAAUACUAGUACCUCAAUUAAUUGAAAAAAAUUCUCUUACAAACAAAUAUCCACAUAAGGCAUACAUCACUUAUCUAGAAAUUCGAAUUUCUUCUCUUUUGAUAUUUCAAAUCUACAUCUCUUUUAAUUUUUUUGUGUUCGACCCCACUGAAAGUGACAAGAUAAACAAUAAAUUGAUUGCAUUCCAACGAAUGUUUUUUUAAAUUUAUGUAGCGCACACACACA